Spinacia oleracea (spinach) is the source of this 763-nucleotide messenger RNA. RefSeq lists its product as uncharacterized. The coding region runs from base 102 to 518 and encodes 138 amino acids. The transcript has 2 exons. Lineage: Eukaryota; Viridiplantae; Streptophyta; Magnoliopsida; Caryophyllales; Amaranthaceae. The record is from RefSeq and is a predicted model, not a curated record.
AUCUAAGCAAACAUCAACUCCAUCAAACAAAACAUGUGGCCAACAAAUAUUGCUUCUAUAAUUUGCGCCGAAAUCGAUCAUACGAUUCCUUGCCAAGGAUAAUGAUGCACCGUUGCACACCGAAUUAUGAUGAUCAUCGUCACGCCGGACCACGGCGGUUGACGAAGCUGCUGAUAAGCGUAACGGUUCAGGGAAGAGUCGGGUCAGUUCAGCUGAUUAUGUCGCCGGAAAAUACGGUCGGACAUUUGAUAAAGGCGGUUUUAGAAGUGUUUGAGAAAGAGAGGAGAAGGCCUUUGUUGAAUGAGAAUCAUCCUAGUUGCUUUGAGCUUCAUUACUCACCCUUUAGCCUACAAAGCCUAAAACUGGAGGAAGAAUUAAUAAAUUUGGGGUCAAGGAAUUUCUUCUUGUGCCAGAAGCCUGUUAGGGAAUACAAUGCAGGAACAUGUUUCAACCAAACGAAGAAGAUACACAACUUUCCAUUUUCAUGGACCAAUAAGCUCAUGGAACUCUUGCUAUAAAUCUCUCUAUAUAUUCUACUAUUGUAACUUGUUACCAAGCCAUUCACAGUUUUUUAGUUACCUCUUUUUUUUAGUCCUUUUUUUUCUUUAUUUUGAGAUCAUAGGCCAUGUGGGUGCAUUUGGUAGCUUCUACAAAUAAAUACAGUAGUGUACAAUAUUUUGCAUGUAAUUUGUGAUUAUGUAAAGUGCUUUGUUAUCAAAGUAAAUAAAUAAUAUAUAAGUGCUUUGUUAUCAAAAUAAAUAAA